UUUUUUCUUCUGAAAAAGGAAUUAAUGGAUUGUAUAUAUAGGGUUCUCAAACGACUUAAUUCAGAAAAACUGCGAGCUAGGUUGUUUCUUUGUAGUCAUCUCUCCGGAAAUAAGUUUUCUUGUUGACAUUGAUUUUACCAAGAAGUAGGUGGAGGAGCAUUUCGAUCAUUUCCAUUACUAAAAGAGAGAAAAUAUGGGUUCUCUUCCUAUAAUAGGGAUACCUUAUAGAGCAGCCAUGAGUGGAAAUUGGAAAAGCAUGCUUCACCAUUAUCGGGAACGUGUCCUACAUGUGCCCUUCCCAGUUACGCUCUCUGAGGAUACUGCACUUCAUUUGGCUGUGUACAGCAAACAAGAGCAACCACUUAAAGAUUUACUUGAAAUCGUGAAUGAUAUGGAAUUCCUUGUACCUAAUGAGACAGAAUCCCUUGUAACUGUGACAGGGUCCAUUCUACCUGAGAUUGAAUUUCUCAAGAGAAAAAACAAAUUUGGAAAUACGGUUCUUCACGAGGCAACCAUCUACGGGAAUUAUGAGGCUGUAAGACUCUUGGUAGAUAGUAAUUGUGAAGACCUCCUUAAGGAAACAAAUAACUACGGUGAAACCCCAUUGUUUACAGCCGCUGGAUUUGCUGAGGCAGAAAUAGUGGAGUUUUUAAUCCGUUCCAAACCACAACAAUGCGUGGAUGAUAAUGGUCACCUGUUAUCAAUUCACAUCAAGCGAACGAAAGAUGACCUGUCCAUCCUUAGCAAUGCUAUCAGAGGGCAACACUUUGAAACAGCUUUACUGUUGCUAGAACUGGAUGACUCGCUCCACAAGUUGAAGGACAAAGACGGCGUAACUGCUCUUCAACUUCUAGCCCAAAUGCCAACCGCUUUUGAGAGUGGAUUUCCCAUGGGCAUAUGUGGAAGACUCAUCUACUGCUGCCUUCCUGUUAAACGUCACCACGAGGUAAAAUCACAGGUAGAAACUUGGCUCGAGGAAAGAAAAAGAGAUCUUGAGAGCGGUCAAGGGAGGAACUCUGAAGAUCUGGGGAGCGGCUCGGAGAGGAAUCAAAGAGGCGGCAUACUCAAAUAUUUAAAGGUCCCUAAAGGUAUUGGACACAAUUGAGGCCUGUUCUUUUGGUUUCAAGGCUAGGUGGUAUUAUAUAUAUAUUGAGCUACCUUUGUAUAUCGAUAUUAAAAUUUCAUGGCUCGAACAAAUAUUUGAAUCCGAUAGCCAAUGUUAGUUUGAA
This is a messenger RNA of Populus trichocarpa (black cottonwood), 1229 nucleotides long. RefSeq lists its product as uncharacterized. The transcript has 4 exons. Bases 194 to 1105 code for a protein of 303 amino acids. The record is from RefSeq and is a predicted model, not a curated record. Gene Ontology annotation, molecular function: protein binding. NCBI's taxonomy places the organism in Eukaryota, Viridiplantae, Streptophyta, Magnoliopsida, Malpighiales, Salicaceae.